ACAUGCCCACACGCGAGAGGAGGGGUGACCUCCUCCUGCAUGCCCCCUGACACGCCUCCCUCCCUCGCUUGGUCGUCCCCGUCCACCCGCCAUGGCCCGUCCACGGCGGCCGGUACCCGGCGGCCUCGCCGCCCUCCUCCUCCUCUCCGCGGCGGUCGCCGUCGCGGUGGCCAAGACCGACCGGGCCGACGUGGAGGCGCUGAACGUGCUCUUCACCAGCAUGCACAAGCCGUCCAAGCUGGACAACUGGAAGGCAGACGGCGGCGACCCCUGCGACGACGACGACGGCUGGCGAGGGGUCGACUGCAGCGACAACUCCGUCACCAAAAUUGACCUCUCGGGGCUCGACCUCACCGGCAACCUCGGCUUCCAGCUGUCCAGCCUCAAAUCGGUAACCAAAUUCGAUGUGAGCGACAACAAGCUCAGCGGCGAGAUCCCCUACGCGCUCCCGCCCAACCUGGUUCAGCUAAAUCUGCAAGGGAAUGCGUUUACCGGCGGGAUUCCUUGGUCGGUAUCUCAGAUGUCUGAUCUGGAGACACUAAACGUCGGUAGCAAUCACUUAAACGGGCAGUUGACCGACAUGUUCUCGCAACUUCCAAAGCUCUCGAAAAUGGAUCUCUCUGACAACCGCUUGUCCGGUAACCUGCCCCAGAGUUUCCAGCACCUCACAGGCCUCAAGACGCUGAACUUGGAGAGCAACCAGUUCACUGGCGAUGUUGACGUUCUGGCCAAACUUUCUUCUCUGGAGGAUCUGAAUCUGCAGAACAACAAGUUCACCGGGUGGAUUCCAAGUAAACUGAAAAAAAUCGACAGCCUCAAGACUGGUGGGAACCAGUGGUCAUCCGGGUCGGCUCCUCCCGGCAUGGAGAAGGGGUCUUCGGCGGGAGCCUCAUCGAGCGAAGGGAGUGACGUCGGGAUCAACGGUUUCUUUAUCGGAGCAAUGGUCAUAGCUGUGCUCCUUGCAGCCGUUAUUCUCUUGUCAGUGUUGCAGAUGAAGCGAUCCUCUCCCGUCUCGUCUCAUUACUACAUGGACGAGUCAGGUCAGAACCGACAGUUUACGUUCCUUUCGACAAGAGCACGUCUACUGAUGCAACCACCAGUAGUAGUGUCUGCAGGUACUUGUACAUUUUGGCUUUGGGCAAUAAGGUUUCUUGUCUUCCGUUUUGCAGGCCAUUCUUCAAUAGUCAGCAUAAAGCCGCUGGAGAAAUCGACGUCGAUUGACAGUGUAACGCUGCCUUCUGUGCCUUACAAGACGAUGAACGACAACAAGUAUCAGAUAAUGCUAAACAAUUCUAGGCGGAUCUUGGAACCGAUCAGCCUGGUGACCUACUCGUCGUCGGAGCUACAAGCGGCCACUGGCAACUGGCACAGUAGCAGGAUAAUAGGCCAGGGAAUGGUCGGUCGGGUUUACAAGGCGAAAUAUGCCAACGGACAGGUGCUGGCUAUCAAGAAGUUUGAUCCGCUGAGCUUCUCGGAGAGAAGCGACUUUGUGGAGCUUGUCACCUGCAUUUCCAGGCUGCGCCAACCGAGCAUCUGUGAGAUUGUGGGCUACUGCGCGGAGCCCGGGCACUACAUCAUGGUGUAUGAGCACCAUAUGAACGGGUCCCUCUAUCAGUUCCUCCAUUUGUCAGACGAUUACAGCAAGCCUCUCACCUGGGAUACCCGCGUUCGGAUCGCUCUCGGUACAGCUCAGGCUCUGGAGUACCUGCAUGAGAUCUGCUCGCCUCCGAUCAUCCACAAGAACAUAAAGUCAUCCAAUGUCUUGCUCGACGCCGACCUCAACCCUCACCUCUCCGACUGCGGCCUCGCAUUCUUCUACGAGGAUCCAAACGAGAGCUUGGGGCCAGGGUACAGUCCCCCGGAGUGCACAAGGCCAUCGGGUUACACGAUGAAGAGCGACGUGUACAGCUAUGGUGUGGUCAUGCUCGAGCUAUUAACCGGCCGGAAGUCCUACGAUAGCUCAAAGCCGACAAAUGAGCAGUCCUUGGUCAAGUUUGUGACGCCGCAGCUCCACGACAGCGACGCCCUGGGAUCGGUGGCAGACCCGGCCCUGCGCGGCCUGUACCCGCCCAAGGCGCUGUCCCGCUUCGCCGACGUGAUCGCCCGCUGCGUCCAGUCUGACCCGCAGCUCCGGCCGCGCAUGUCGGAGGUGUCGCAGGAGCUCACCGGCUGCGUCCAGCGCAGCGCCAGCAGCAGGAGGGGCGGCUUCCUCUACAGCGCGUCGAUGCGCAGCGACGUCUCGGAUUGGUGAUGCCCGUCCAUCUGAACAUACUUACUAGAACAGCGUGUGAGGGUAAGCAACACUGGUUAAGCUAGACAAUGUAAAAAGUGAGUGUAUGUGAGUGUGGGUGCUACAUUUUUCUACUGUGGUGAAAUGAGUCAUGUUUGAAAAUGUGGUGAACAUGUAACUGCACUGAG
Triticum aestivum (bread wheat) is the source of this 2418-nucleotide messenger RNA. RefSeq names its product protein STRUBBELIG-RECEPTOR FAMILY 5. Lineage: Eukaryota; Viridiplantae; Streptophyta; Magnoliopsida; Poales; Poaceae. The record is from RefSeq and is a predicted model, not a curated record. Bases 92 to 2251 code for a protein of 719 amino acids. Gene Ontology annotation, biological process: protein phosphorylation. Gene Ontology annotation, molecular function: ATP binding; protein kinase activity; receptor serine/threonine kinase binding. The transcript is spliced from 15 exons.